AAGAGAUCCUAAUGUUACCACAUUAAUGUCCUACGCGAGACGGAGCUGCUCCUGAAGCCCUGGCACCAGAAGGUUGGCGUGCUUGCUCUGAGUGUCUCCCAAGCGGUGGAUGGCUGCAGACGUACCAUGGGUACUCGCUGAUGCCUCUUGUGCUCCUCCAUCACUCACUGGGCUCUGGAUAGGCUUGUGCCCCAGGCUCUGCUCUGAGUGACUGAGACCUCUUUCUCCAGAUCAGAUUUCCCUAUUUAAUACCGUAAUGUAAAUGAGUAUUUGUAGAGGAGUGUGGGGUCUGUGGAUCAGCUAUGUCAUACAAAGCUCUGACCCAAAGCCCACCGUAGCCCAGCAGAAAACUAUCUCUGACGUUGCUUUAGUGUCCCCAGGAGUUAAAAAGACAAAUUACUGUAAGCAGUUCCACAUGUACUGUGGAACUGUAGUUUGUUAGUUUGAGUAUAAUGUCUUUCCACAAAACUGAAGAACAAAAAGCUACCUUGAAAAAAAUAGCCAUCGGGAAGCAGGGCAGCAAAAGCCAAGAAACUUGAGCCCUUUGCUAAUGAAUACUCUGUCCUUAACUCACAUUGUCUCUUUUGUUUCCCACACUUUCAUGAGCUGCACAUGGAUUCAAUUUGCCAGUCUUAACCCUUCUUGCUGAUGCCUGAUCUGUACAUAGUUUGGAAACUGGGACAGCUGUCACUUAGAAUUAUUUUGGAAGCGAGGAGAGUAUCAAGUGAUCUGUCCCACUGAAGAGGAGACUGAAGCCAUCUCUGAGUGGAAAUUUUGGACGUGCGGGAGGAAGGCUGUGUCCCCCCAUGUGCCAGAACUGCUCCUCCUUCCCAAGGAAGUCGAAGUGAAGGACGUAGGUCAAGGGCAGCUUUUACAUUCCACCCAAAAGGCACCACAGUUUGAGAUGAGGAAUUCAGAAGAACAAGCAGCUACGACAGUUUUACAACGCCUGCUGCAGGAGCAGCUCAGAUACGGAAACCCAAAUGACAACCGUAACCUUCUUGCCUUACACCAGCAAGCCACAGGAAAUGCCCCCCCUUUCAACAGCACUGGGAGUCCAGCAUCUCAGAACGAAGGGCUGAACUCCCAGGACCAUCAGCUCGUGACUCAUGCUGCCCGUCAGGAGCCCCAGGGCCAGGAAAUACAGGUGGACAACAGCAUCAUGGAGAAGCAGCUCUCCCCGCGACUCCAGAACAGCGAGGAUCUCCCGACCUAUGAGGAAGCCAAAGUGCAGUCACAGUAUUUCAGGGGCCAGCCGCAUGCUAGUGUCGGGGCAGCGUUUUAUGUAACGGGGGUGACCAACCAAAAAAUGAGGACUGAAGGGCGGCCCACAGUUCAGCGGGUGAGCCCAGGGAAGGUCCACCAGGAUGAAGGACUUAAGGACCUCAAGCAAGGACACGUCCGUUCCCUGAGCGAGAGGCUGAUGCAGCUGUCCUUGGCCACCAGUGGUGUCAAGGCGCACGCGCCCGUCACGAGCGCACCGCUCUCCCCUCUCUCUCCACUUUCUCCUCAGCAGUCGAGCGACCCUUAUAAAAAUUCUGGCUCCAGUGAGUUCUACAAGAACUCUGUGCAGCCACCUUCCCAGCCCAGCAUGAAAGGGAUGGAGCAGAGGGGUCCUCCUCCGGAGUAUCCUUACAAAAAUGUGUCCACCCCAUCUAUGAACUGCAAACCUCAGGACUCGGGGCAUUUCUAUAGUGAUCAUCGCGUGAGCCAGCAGGGAAGAUCCGAUGGGCCUAUGAUGAGGUAUCAACAUCCCCCUGAGUAUGGGUCAGUCAGGCAGAACCCAGAUGUACAGCUGCAGUUACAACAGAGACCACCUCACCAUCACAGUCCAACUUCUUCCUUGACAUCUUUGGGAUCUUUGACCUUGCUUCAGUCUCCACCACCAUCCAGGCUGUCCCCUUCCCAGCACCAGCAACCCCUGACUCCAAGCCAGGGAGAUCCUGGCAUUCUGCCACGGACCCAGCAGCCUUUCUUGUCAAACCAAGUCCAUCAGGGAGAUUUGUACCGACUAUGCCAGCCUUUCCUUGGCCCGCAGCAGCAGCAAGGCGAUUCCUAUUCAGUGAUGUCCCGGGCUCAGCAGAUACCUUCCCCAUAUCAGCAAAUGCAAGUAGAUCCUUUUGCCAUAGUUUCCAGGGCCCAGCAAAUGGUGGAAAUCCUGUCGGAAGAAAACCGGUCUCUACGACAGGAGCUGGAUGGGUGUUAUGAGAAGGUAGCCCGGCUGCAGAAGCUGGAAACAGAAAUUCAGCAAGUUUCAGAGGCAUACAAAAACCUGGAGAAAUCAUCCUCUAAGCGGGAUGCCCUGGAGAAGGCCAUGAGAAACAAGCUGGAAGGAGAAAUUCGUAGGCUUCAUGAUUUCAACAGGGAUCUGAGAGAACGCAUGGAGACAGCCAACAAGCAGCUUGCGGAGAAGGAAUUUGAGGGGUCUGAAGACAAUCGGAAAACCAUCUCUCAACUCUUUGCACAAAACAAAGAAACACAGCGGGAAAAGGAGAAACUGGAAAUAGAACUGGCUGCUGCACGCUCCACCAAUGAAGACCAGCGAAGACACAUUGAGAUCCGAGACCAGGCCUUGAACAAUGCUCAGGCCAAGGUGGUGAAACUGGAGGAGGAGCUCAAAAAGAAGCAGGUCUAUGUUGAGAAAGUGGAGAAGAUGCAACAGGCCUUGGUUCAGCUGCAGGCAGCGUGUGAGAAACGGGAACAGCUGGAGCAUAGGCUGCGGACCCGGCUGGAGCGAGAGCUGGAAUCUCUCCGGAUGCAGCAGCGUCAGGGUACAUCUCAGGCUGCCAACGUCUCUGAGUACAAUGCCACAGCGCUUAUGGAACUCCUGCGUGAGAAGGAAGAAAGGAUUCUUGCUCUGGAAGCUGACAUGACCAAGUGGGAACAGAAGUACCUGGAGGAGAGUGUGAUGAGACAGUUUGCUUUAGAUGCAGCUGCAACUGUGGCUGCUCAGAGGGAUACAACAGUGAUCAGCCACUCACCUAACCCUAGCUAUGACACCUCGCUGGAAGCUCGCAUUCAGAAGGAGGAAGAAGAGAUCCUGCUUGCCAACAGGAGGUGUCUGGACAUGGAGGGAAGGAUCAAGACUCUGCACGCUCAGAUCAUAGAGAAGGAUGCCAUGAUCAAAGUCCUGCAGCAGCGCUCCCGGAAGGAGCCUGGUAAGACAGACCAGCUCUCCUCCAUGAGGCCUGCCAAGUCACUGAUGUCAAUCUCAAAUGCUGGCUCGGGCUUGCUGUCCCACUCAUCCACUCUGAGCAGCACUCCCAUCCUGGAAGAGAAGAGGGAGGACAAGAGCUGGAAAGGCAGCCUAGGUGUUCUGCUGGGAACAGAGUAUCGUUCCGAAUCCAUUCCCUCCACGCCCUCUCCUGUCCUUCCUUCCACCCCGUUGCUGUCAGCCCACUCUAAAACAGGCAGCCGGGACUGCAGCACCCAGACUGACCGAGGCAACGAGCAAAGCAAAGCUGCACCUUCCCCUGGAGCCCCCACACCAGCACGGCUCCCCACUGCCAGCCUGCCCUAUAGUGCUGACAAAACAGAUGGGCCACUCUUCCACUCCAGUACUCUCGAAAGAAAAGCCCCUGUUCAAACCAUGGGGCAGGACCUCCCAGAUGGAGAGAUGGUAGAAUACCUCAUCUGAAAGCCCGUACCGGAUCUGAACUCGGAUUCAAUAGCAAGAAUUUUUUUAAAAGACAAUUUUAUUGGGAAAAAAUUGUAGUACCUGAGUAAUAAAAGAACACUCAGCUGUUUGCUCUUGUAUAUUAUGUCUCAAAAGUAUGGACAGGUUAAUUUAUAAUUUGUUCUAAAUUAUAAAAAAAAAAAAAAAAUCCACAGUGCUUGUUAUUUGAAAGUAUCCCCUUUAUUUGUUGAAUACUGGAUCUGGUAAUGCCUGGAUAAAAAUCAAUAACUUAGGUGCACUACAUCUUAUAUUUCAUAUCAGUAUUUUUAAAGUCGUCUCUUAAGCAGAAGUACCUACUCUCAUAGGUGUUGGUUGUUUGUCCAAUGUGAACACAGUAAGAGGGGCAGAUUGGGCUUGUAGUGAUGGAGCCAGGGUCUUAUUUGGAAGCAUCACUUGAUGGCUCCAGGAUGCAAGUAUUCUCAAGCUGAGGAGCUUUCAUAAAUAUGAGCUAUGAUCACAGGAGUUUAUCUUUUCACUCUGGGUAAGAAUAGGUAUUUGUCAUUCAUAACCUGGAAAGAUUUCCAUUUUCAGUAUGGUAACUUUUUUUUCCAGAUUGUAUUAUGUCUUUAAAAAAAAAACAACAACAACAACAACAAAAAGACUCCAGUGAUUAAUGUAACAUUUCACAUUUUCAGUUUGCAUCGAAAAAGUUGCCGUAGUCUUAUACGUAAGUACUUGUUCAAUAAUUUAUACAGUGGAUAGUAAGUAAUAUAUUGCAUUCAUGUUUUACAUAAAUGAAAAAAGGACAUUUUGCUGACUCAGUCCUGAUCUGUUAGAUCAGAUUUCUGCCAUUGUAAUUCCAUUGGAGUUAGUGGAGCUUCCCCCGGUUUACAGUAGUGCAAGUGGCAAGCCCUGUUGCUUUCCAGUGUUACAACUUAACCUACUGCAUCCUUAGCAGGUUUUUCUUUACUUCCCAUGCCCUCCUUUGUUCUGGGAGAGAGAAUAGAUUCUUUUUUACAUAGCAAAGCCUCCGAGGUAGAGGUUUAAACAAGAGCUGUGUGUAAAGUUUCAGAUGGCAAAUUCUGUCCUUCCAAAAUAUAUAUUCUUUAACUAACUGAAGAAAGCAGCUUAAAUAAAGACCAAGAGGCAUUACAGAAGGAAGUUACACAUUCUAAUUGUCAGGUUCUCAGAUCCUUGGGGACUAGCAAGAAUACAGCACUGCUUUGAUUGCAGAUGCUGUAAGGAAAUACUAAGACCAAUAGACGUAAAUGUUUAAGUAUUUUUCUUACUGUCUUUGCAUUUUAUUAAAACAGUUCAAUAUUAAUUUCUAUUAAAAUCUUUUUGUCUUUUUUUUUUUUUUUUUACUUGAAUGUUAAAAUGUUUAAUUAGCCAGUAGUCACAGGUCUGCAACCUGGCUAGCCUCAGCUUUCUGGACAUCAUUAGAGUAGCCAGAUUUUUAUUUCAGAUCAUUUCACUUCAGAAAAAAAGGAAAAUCAUCAAUUAAUCAUCCAACAGCUAGUGAAUGUCCUCAAUUCCUACGUAGCUGACACUACUGAUAAGGUGUCCAGUUGAAAUGGCCUUACCAUUCAACAGGUGUAAUGUGAAUGUUACCAUGGAGGGGUGUGAGCUGAAGGGAAGUGCCUUCUCCCUGCUGCACAGGUAACGUAGCAGUGCCUGACAGUCAGCCCUGAGUUGGUUUCUGUUUGUCCUCCCCAGUGACAGUCACUUGGAAAAGCAAGGCAAACAGUUCCUGUUGCUUCUAGCAAAUCUCCUGCUUGUUGGUAUUCCUCAGCCUGCCUAACCCCCAGAAGUCAGUUGGCAAAAUGCAUAUUAUGUACAAAAUUCAGGCGAAAGCUAAGUGACCUGGAAUUACCAGUGAUCUCUCUAGCAGGCUGCCCAGUCUCCCUUCCAUCUCUGCCACGUGACGUGCUUCAGAGCUGCACUUUAAGGCUUGGACUGCCUCUUCCUAAUGGGUCCACACUGCUCUGCAGCAUACAGUAGACCUUUCCUAAGGGUAUUCUAAUAAUCAGUUUGAUUUAAUUCUCCACCCCUUUCUAGACAAACUGCUUACAGCCUCUUUGCUCUCAUUCCUUAUGUUUAUUUCUCUUGACUUAAUUUCAUCCCAUUAUAUGAAGUAGUGCUCACUCUGAUGGUUUUGAGUGAUUUCUCUUCCUCCUCUGCAAUUGCUGGAAAUGCAGGAGAAGCUUUUCUUGUUAGGCCACUAUAUUCAUCUUUCUACCAUUUCAGCAUCAUUUUCUGUAUUAUAUUUUGUGGUUUGGGCUUAGACUGAGCAAUAAGGGAGAUGGGAUGCCACUGGGAUAUCUGUGAGAGAGGAGGGAAAAAGUGUUUUUUCUAUUCUUUUAAAGUCAGGAAAAGUGACAUUCCAUUUUUACAAGUGUUUCUUAGCAGUUAGAAAGAAGUUCUGCACCUGCAGGGCUCUGCACAAACAGUUCCAGCUCACUUGAUUCUCAUUGAUUCCACAGUGUCUAGGAACAUUCUGAUCAUUUAUUGAUACAAUGUGUUUUGUCAUUCUGCUUUUCCACAGUUGGUGUUGGCUGUUUGGCUGGGCUAGGUAAAAUAGUUUGUUUAUUCUCUGUCACUCACUGGUUUCAAACUGAACUCCACCACAUCCUAUUUUUACAAACAAAAAAUAGGAGAUAAGAGGAUAGAUUCUGCACAGUGGCUGUCUCCUCCGGACAGGGCAGCCAGGUGCUCUUUGACAGUCCAUGCCAUCAGGACUGCAGUGAUCUCAGUGGUUCUGUGCUAAUGGAAGCCAAUCUGGAAGCAAAUGAUGCGUUUUCACAUUCCUUCAGCUGAGUUCUUUGCCCUACUUUAUGGUUCUGAUUUCUCCCAAAAACAAAACCCCCAAAACGUUUGACAGGGAAGUUUGAGGUCAUCUUCCUGAGCUGACAAACACGGCCAUCAGGAAUGUAGUCCUCCCCUCGAGCUUCCUCAGAGCCACCCUCAUGUGAAUGUAAUAGCGCUGCUUUCUUUGAGGAAGAUGUGUACUAUAGUCCUCAGUCUCCCUGUACAGAUUUUUAUUUUGUUUUUAAACAGAAACCGCUUUAAGGAGACAAACUGCACACCUAGAUCCUUUUUCUUCAGUAGAGCUUGUUUCUAGUAGAAUGUGAUUUUUAACACAGUGAUUGCAAUGACUUUCUUUGCAAACCAAAAUUCUAGACUAAGAGUUUUUCUUAAACUCGGAUAUUAGAAGCAGAAUUGUAGCUUUUCUUAAAAAAAAAAAAAAAAAAAAAAAAAAAGCCACAUAUUCUUCUUUGUAGAGCAAAACAAGAAAAUCAAGUGUAGUUACUUUUCCUCUUUCCUUUCCCUACUUACAGAAUGGCCAAACUCACAAGUCCUUUCCUCGGGCAGUUCCUUUGAGAUGUGAUAUUCAGGGGGCAGGCUGGGGUUGGGAAGCUUUUCUUCCCAGCUGUCCCAGUCUCCUUGUUAACUCUGAGCAGCUCCUUUCUGGCAGCUCCUGGUCUACAGCUGUCAUUGUCUGAGGUCUGGGGGAUCCCUGGGGAUCCGAGCUGCUCCCCAGGAGGCUGCAGGGGGUGGCUGAGGUAAGCAAAGACUGGCAGGGAGCUGAAAUGCAGUGUGGCCUGUGCCUCUGCAGGCAAUCGGAAGAAUGUGAGGCCCUAGCAUUAGCUUUGCUUUGAUUUUGAGGCUGCCUGAGAGAAGGGAACUUGCGGGGCUUUAGGCCAGAAUAAUUUCCAAGGAUACCUCCUGCUCCGUGAUCCCGUGCUGAGUGUGCCGACCGCAUCCGCGAGUCAGGACAGAGCAUAGGAGCCACUGCUGGUACCCAUGUGGCAAAUCCUGGUAACUGUGGCCAAAGGAUGUGCUCUUCCAUUGCUUACAAAAUGGUGGCCACAUGGGGGAGUGAGGACAGCAAAGCUCCAGGGCGCUUGGGCAUCCCCUGCCUCUGGGGCUGGCGCGGCUCAGGCUGGGGUGGGGGCUGUGGGGUGGGCUUCUCUUCCAUGUAUUUGUAUAGGAACUGUUUUUUAAAAGCUAGCAUUCUUAUGUCUAGAAAGUAAAAAGACAUUGUAAAAUGUAAUUGUACUGUAUUUAUGAAGAAAAUACAUUUCUUUUCAAAAAGACUUUACCCUAAGUUUGUUUUAGAGUCUGACUUCCAACAACACCAUUUUGAGGCUUUCGGAAGCAUUGAAACCCAUCUGCUUUGCACUUUUGUGUCUAACUCUACUCUGAGGGCUGUGCUAGACUAUUGAGGUUUAAGGAAAAAACAACCGCCUUCCCUUCUAACUCAAGCAGAAUCCCUGUGUUACUCCAAAUUCUGAGGUGUUUGAAUACUUGCUUUUGCUCAGCAUGGUCUCUGCUCAGCAUCAGCAGUGGUGAUGCUUAGAUAACUGGGCACCAGUGGGAGCAGCGCGGUGUCUGAGCUUUGCCUCUGGAGAGAGCAGGGCCAGAGCUGCUGUUUGCACUCUGAGCUGCAGCAUGGCUUCUGCUGCCUGCAGAGCAGGACGGAUCCCCAGAGGGGUGUUGGUCAGGACUCUGCCCUGGGAUUCGAGUCUCCGGUCACAGAGUAGCAGCUCAGUGGGGGAAAUGGCUGAAAGCCCGUUUCCCUUUCAGCAGACCUGCGGUCUGAACGGCCAGAAACAAGUGAGCAGUGAACUGCUUUACUCCUGAGUCCAAACCAACAAAGCACAGAUCGAAAUUCUAGAAGUUCAACAUUUCACAACUUCAGAAAAUGCAUCGAGAGAAUGAUGUUUUUAAUAUAAAUUUAUAUUGAAGUGAGUUUUGUGGAUUAUUUUCCCUCUUUAUUUAAACCCAGCUUAUUUUGUAAUUUCUGACCGAGCUGUCUUGUAAUUCAACUGUUGAAACAGUCCUGAAGUCUUUGAAGAUAAUGGUAGCUCUAAUUCUAAGAAAGAAAAAUUAAGUUUAAAUAUAUAUAUAGAUACUUUAUAAGUGUCUGUCAUUAUGUUUGUAGCUAGCUAUAAAAGUAUUUUGUGUGUUUUUAA
This is a messenger RNA of Tympanuchus pallidicinctus (lesser prairie-chicken), 8592 nucleotides long. RefSeq names its product angiomotin (gene AMOT). The record is from RefSeq and is a predicted model, not a curated record. The coding region runs from base 905 to 3637 and encodes 910 amino acids. Gene Ontology annotation, biological process: hippo signaling; establishment of cell polarity involved in ameboidal cell migration; regulation of cell migration. The transcript has 13 exons. Gene Ontology annotation, molecular function: signaling receptor activity. Gene Ontology annotation, cellular component: cytoplasmic vesicle; plasma membrane; lamellipodium. NCBI's taxonomy places the organism in Eukaryota, Metazoa, Chordata, Aves, Galliformes, Phasianidae.